AUGGACGUGGGCGACUAUUUCGAUAAAAACAUCGAACCAAGUCAAGCUAAAUUGAUAUGUGAGUUUUUCGUCCUAUUAAACCAUAAAGUAUCAGAUGAAAGCGACGAUAAUACAUAUUAUGUUGUGAAAAGCUUCUCAGAUCAAAAUGUUCAUAUUGCUCUAACUCACGAUGUAUGGGCAACUACACCAAAAAACGAAGUAAUAUUCGAUGAAGCUUUCAAAAAAGGGUCAAACGUCAUAUUAAUAUUCUCCAUUAAUGGAAGUUCACGCUUUAUCGGCUAUGCAUUGAUGCAGUCAAGGCCGGGAGAAGCGAGUGUCGAAGAAAGUGUAUUUUACUUAGGUAACGGAAAAAAAUUUAAAGGUAAACAAUUUGAUAUAAGCUGGAUUAGAGUGGUCGAUCUGCCAUUUUCUGAAUGCUCGAACUUGAACAACAGCUGUAACGAGGGCAAACCAGUGAAAAUUGCACGUGACGGACAGCAAGUCGAUAAAGCUACAGGCAAAGAACUGUGUCAGCUGUUCGAGAACUGUUUUGAUCGUGACUCAAAGCAAAAAUCAACGGAAACUGCUGCUAAAAGGCCGAAUGAAUGCGUGAUCGAUGAGACAGGUCUCCACCAAGUAGGUAGUUACCCCGAGGAACUAGAGGAGUUCCGCAUUACAGGGGUACCGUCCCCUCAAUUGUUAUCUGGAGGCCUUGAAAUACCUCCAGUGGAUCCCACAUCACCCCACUGUUUCCCUGGAAUUGCAGUGUCGAUAGAGCAGAGUAAUACGAAAGGAAAACAGACACAAAGUGUUAAAGUGGCGAAUAUAGUCACACCUAUGCCAUUGGAAGAAGCAGAAUUAGCGGCAGAAUAUAACCCAGCUAUUGCUGUAUUCCCAAUUGAUCUCAGCAAUAUGUCCUACGAUCACUAUAUAUCUUUAUACAAUGUUUCAAAUGAAUAUUGGACGGGAUUACAGGAAGAGCUGAUAAAAGAAGAGGUAGAGGAUUGA
This is a messenger RNA of Babesia sp. Xinjiang, 987 nucleotides long. Its product is annotated as YTH domain-containing protein 1. The record is from RefSeq and is a predicted model, not a curated record. Gene Ontology annotation, molecular function: N6-methyladenosine-containing RNA reader activity; mRNA binding. Lineage: Eukaryota; Apicomplexa; Aconoidasida; Piroplasmida; Babesiidae. Bases 1 to 987 code for a protein of 328 amino acids. Gene Ontology annotation, cellular component: nucleoplasm. The transcript has a single exon. Gene Ontology annotation, biological process: regulation of mRNA splicing, via spliceosome; mRNA splicing, via spliceosome.